Messenger RNA from Glycine soja, 1213 nucleotides. Its product is annotated as eukaryotic translation initiation factor 4E-1-like. Gene Ontology annotation, molecular function: translation initiation factor activity; RNA 7-methylguanosine cap binding. The coding region runs from base 80 to 793 and encodes 237 amino acids. NCBI's taxonomy places the organism in Eukaryota, Viridiplantae, Streptophyta, Magnoliopsida, Fabales, Fabaceae. The transcript has 5 exons. Gene Ontology annotation, biological process: translational initiation. The record is from RefSeq and is a predicted model, not a curated record. Gene Ontology annotation, cellular component: eukaryotic translation initiation factor 4F complex; cytoplasm.
CAACGCGUCUAUUCUAUUUGCAUCUCAUAACAGAGAGCUGAGAAAGGAAGAAAAAAGCGUGUGUCAGAGAUACAUAACAAUGGUUGUAGAAGAUACCCAAAAGUCAGUCAUCACGGAGGACCAAUACCCUAGCAGGGUCGUCAGCGACAACAACAACGACGACGACGACGAUGAUCUCGAAGAGGGUGAGAUCCCCGUCGACGGCGAAGAUAGCGGCGCCACCGCCACAACGAAGCCUCCGGCCGCCCUCGCCCGAAACCCCCACCCUCUGGAGAAUUCCUGGACCUUCUGGUUCGACAACCCUUCCUCCAAGUCCAAACAAGCCGCAUGGGGCAGCUCCAUCCGACCCAUCUACACUUUCGCCACCGUUGAAGAGUUUUGGAGCAUUUACAAUAACAUUCACCACCCGAGCAAGUUGGGUUUGGGGGCGGACUUUCACUGCUUCAAGCACAAGAUUGAGCCAAAGUGGGAGGACCCUAUCUGCGCCAAUGGGGGAAAGUGGACUAUGACCUUCCCAAGGGGAAAAUCUGAUACCAGUUGGUUGUAUACGUUGUUGGCGAUGAUUGGAGAACAGUUUGAUCACGGAGAUGAAAUAUGUGGAGCUGUUGUGAAUGUCAGAAGUAGGCAGGAUAAAAUUGCUAUUUGGACUAAGAACGCUUCAAAUGAAGCUGCUCAGGUGAGCAUUGGAAAGCAGUGGAAGGAGUUUCUUGAUUACAAUGACACAAUUGGCUUUAUAUUUCAUGAGGAUGCAAAGAAGCUGGACAGAGGUGCUAAAAAUAAAUACGUUGUAUGAAGUGUAUAGCGUUUUUAACUGGGUAGCAAAUGAAGGAAGGCAGUACAUUCCUUGCAUGAAGUCGCAUUUUGAUGCCUGGUCUUUCCUCUCUUACAUGUAGCUUAGCUGAAUUCGUAGCCCUUUUGGCCCCAUCUUUGUAGUACUUGCAUAUUUGUUGUGGAUGGAGGAUAUUUGACUGGAUUGGAUAUAAAGAGAGAAUCCUUGAUCACAAGUUUGUUUGUUAUAAGGCAAAUGAAAUCGAAAAGAUGUUUUCUUAAUGAAAAAUUGUUUGCCGUUUGAAGGCUUUUGUGUCAAUCAUAAUAAUAUCUUGUAAAGAUUGGCCUGUAAACAAACGUUUCUCCUUCUCCUACGACUUUAUUAGCUAUUAAUAUUUGUCAAAUGUUCUAAAUGUUCUGUAACCAAUGGAAUUUAGUUUAAUUA